This is a messenger RNA of Peniophora sp. CBMAI 1063, 1209 nucleotides long. NCBI's taxonomy places the organism in Eukaryota, Fungi, Basidiomycota, Agaricomycetes, Russulales, Peniophoraceae. The record is from the annotation of a GenBank genome assembly.
AUGACACAGAACCGCACCAACGCCACCGAUCUCACCGUAUAUAGCAGCGGGCUGGGGCCAUGGGUAACACUCGGAGCUCGUCUGGCCGAGCUCACGGGCAAUGGGACGUUUCUCACCGCCGCGGAACAAUCUAUACAGUUCAUGAACGCCCAUAUGAUCAACGUGAACUCUGCCAGCGGCGUCAUCUCCGAUCGAUUCAACGUGACUUCGUGCUCGGUGGUCGCUGGCGUACCGCCGUUAGCUUGGGACGUUGGGCCGUACAUCGAGGGGCUGAGCAUUGUAGCCAACAUCACGCAGAACUCAUCAUAUACCCAGAUGAUCAAUGACCUGGUCCCGGCGGUUGUCAACGUCCCAGUGUGGCACGAUGGCAGCGGUGUGCUAGUUGAAGAUACACAGUACUCUCUAAAGGGUACGAUAAUACGCGGCUUAUUAGAAGCAAGGCUCAGAAAUCCUUCGAAUACUGGCCUAGUCGCUCUUAUCGACGCAUACAUCACCGUCCAGUACAACGCAAUCAUCAAGAGCGCGGCAAUAGGCAAUAACGAUUACAAGCUCUCUUGGAUCGGCAAUGACACUGCUCAGUACACCACUCCUGCCAAUUUAGCCGCAUUGGACGCACUGAACGCCGCAUACGUGAUCGCACCUCCUGGAUCCGGGAACAAUGCCACAAGCGCCGCCAACUCGCAGUCUAAUCGCUCAUCAAGUCACGUCGGUGCCAUAGUCGGAGGCGUGAUCGGUGGACUAGUUGCCGCUGCCAUCCUCGUCCUCGCGUUAUACCUCUACCUGCGCCGUCGGAGGCGGGCGCACGAUCCAAGCAACGCUAUUAUCCCUUCGGGUCCCAGAUCCGCCCUCGAACCCGAUCCGUUCAUUCAGGCAACACCCACUUCGCGAGUUCCGUUGACUGCGUCGACGGAGAAGGGAGGUUAUCAGCAUCGUUUGCCUCUCGUGCACGAGUUCCCCCAUACCGGUAGCACCACCGACGGCUUGACGAGCCCGUCUACGGAUGCUGUCACCGACACCACGUACUCGCAGACAAGACUCGGAGGCGGAGACCCUGACGCUCUGCAAGCGCUGGAGAGGAGCCGGAUACUGGAACAACGGCUUGACAACUUGAUUCACACGCUCGCCAAUCAAGGAGAGACCGAAAGCAGCCCUCCGGAAUACGACGGCAACGUCGCCCAUCAUGCCGCAGAACCCGAGCAACGCACAUGA